AUGUCUCACCAGCACAGAUCCACUUCCGGAACGUUGGCGCGCUCACAAUCCCCCGCACCGAAGAAGCACCACCGUCACCGCGAUACGCGCUCGCGCUCCCCAGACAGAAGAAGUGACCGAGACCGAGAUAGACAAGACCAGCGUCACCACCACCGCCACCACCGGCACCGACAUCACGGACGCCAUGGACGCCACGAGCGACACGAGGCAAACGAGACACACACAAGGCAGGGCCCUUCUAUCCCCGUGGCUCCGGUAGUGCUCCCCUACCAAGCACGGGAGCUCUCAAAGCGCGAUCUGGAGCGGUAUGAGCCUUUGUUCGGCAUGUACCUGGACAUCCAAAAGGGUAUUCUGCUAGAAGAACUGCCAGAGGACGAGGUGAAGGGGCGAUGGAAGAGCUUCAUUCAUAAAUGGAACCGUGGAGAACUCGCCGAAGGAUGGUACGAUCCUAGCAUGUUGGAAAAAGCCAACCAAAACGCGUUGCUACCGCCAUCACAUACCACUGCGAAUCAGCCGCGACAUGAUUCACCUCUUCCGGACCCGGAUCAUGAAUCGCAACAUGCGCCGGCUGGGAACGAGGAUCCUGAUGAAGAUUACGGGCCCAUGCUACCUAGUGAAGGCGCGUAUCGCCCUGCACAGUCGUCUGGCCCGACGAUCCCGAAUUUGCAGGACCUCCAACUACAAAGGGAACUCGCCGCGUCAGACGCCAUCGCCGCCCGAGAGGAAUCAUACAAGCAGGACCGCGCCGAAUUCCGUGCCCACAAAUCCGAGAUUCGUAAUAUCCAAGACGAGAUCGCCCCGCGUGCAGAACCGGGCACCCACGAGCGACGCCUUGAGAAACGCCGUGAAGCCGCCGCCGCCAACAAGGCGUUCGCCGAGUCCCGCCGCGGUGGCUCGCCGACCGACGCGGCCCCGGACGACGAACUAAUGGGCUCCGGAGAGAACGAUCUGGACCAGAUAAAGAAGGCACAGGAAAAGGAGAGCCGCAAGAAGAACGAACGGGAAAUCCGCCGAGAGGAGAUUCUGCGGGCCCGCGCUGCUGAGCGCGAGGAACGACUGCAAAAGUACCGCCAGAAAGAAGAAGAGACUAUCGGCUGGCUGAAAACACUCGCAAAACAAAGAUUCGGCUGA
Messenger RNA from Penicilliopsis zonata CBS 506.65, 1131 nucleotides. RefSeq lists its product as hypothetical. The coding region runs from base 1 to 1131 and encodes 376 amino acids. The record is from RefSeq and is a predicted model, not a curated record. NCBI's taxonomy places the organism in Eukaryota, Fungi, Ascomycota, Eurotiomycetes, Eurotiales, Aspergillaceae. The transcript is spliced from 3 exons.